Brachypodium distachyon (stiff brome) is the source of this 687-nucleotide messenger RNA. RefSeq names its product heavy metal-associated isoprenylated plant protein 8. Gene Ontology annotation, molecular function: metal ion binding. The record is from RefSeq and is a predicted model, not a curated record. The transcript is spliced from 4 exons. Lineage: Eukaryota; Viridiplantae; Streptophyta; Magnoliopsida; Poales; Poaceae. Bases 180 to 581 code for a protein of 133 amino acids.
UGUUAAUUUGCCUAACUGCAUCUUGCGUGCUUUCCUUUGAGGAUAGAUCAAUUGCAGCGUUGGCUUCGAGGAUCGUUCUGUGCUCCUGAUGCCGGGAGGAAGAGGUAGCAUGCGACAAGCAUGAACAGAGCAACCGGGGUGCUUUACUCAUACAAUUUCUCCAAGUUCCAGUAGGAGUCAUGGAGGAAGAGAAUGCUGCACCUACGAAUAGCAUCACAGUAGACCUGAAAGUAUACAUGCACUGCGACGCCUGCGAAAGAUCAGUACGCCGUACCAUCAAGAAAAUCGACGGCGUCGAGACAGUGGAGGUGGAUAGGGAGGAGAACAAGGUCAAGGUGACGGGGGAUUUCGACUCGGAGAAGGUGCUGAAGAAGAUCAAGAAGAAGACCGGGAAGAAGGCGGAGAUAUUGAUCCCUGAGGAAAUCGAGGAAGAAGAGCAAGAACCGGAUGUUGUUUGUGUUCCUUACGGUGGUCCGGUGACGGACAUGGAUGAUGUUCUCGGUAACGAGUUCUUUUGGCCUGCACGAUGGGACCUCUAUUAUUUCGAUGAUGAGAACACAGAAGCGUGUAGGAUAAUGUAACAUAUAGUACUAUGCAGCGAGUUGAUUUUAUGCUGUAAAGUUGUAACUAUUUAUGUACUAAUAGUUUGAAUCUAUGACAAUCUGACAGAAGGCCUAUUAGCUCAGC